Messenger RNA from Astyanax mexicanus (Mexican tetra), 1281 nucleotides. RefSeq lists its product as uncharacterized. Lineage: Eukaryota; Metazoa; Chordata; Actinopteri; Characiformes; Acestrorhamphidae. Bases 809 to 1165 code for a protein of 118 amino acids. The transcript has 3 exons. The record is from RefSeq and is a predicted model, not a curated record.
UAUGUCAAUCAAUUGUUUUCCUGGUAACAUGCAAUCUUCAUUCUACAUUUGUGAUGCGUUUCCAGGCUUUCACUGCAGUUUUUAUUUGUUGGUGUUAGGUUUGAGAGGGUACUCCCUUUAGUCUGCUCUUUAGCAGGUAAGAAUGCAUGCUCUAUAGGGUUUAAAUGACUAUGGGGUUUUGAUCCACUUCACAGUGAGUUUUGAGUCAUUAUCUUGCUGCAUCCUUAUCAGAGCCAAUACUUUGGAUGUGAGUGGAGUGGAGUGAGUGUCUUAUUUAAGUGUCCCAUAACAUCACAGCCUGUAGCAGCUAAAAACACUCUACAAAUGAACCAUAUGUAAACAAAUGUCUGCAUUAAUUUUUCUGCAGAAUCAGAGACAAUGGCACUGCGUAAGACUCUGUAUGUGAUGGUGCGAGGAUACAGAAAAACAGUCAAAUCUCACAGUUCCCCAAGGGGUGGGGGGUCCAGUUUUACAGCCUUAGUAAAAUAGUCAGCAAAACAGCUUAAAGUGAUUACUCUCUAAUCAAUCUGAUCUAAUAAACACAUGAAAGCGUCUGGAAUUCCCGCUGAAAUUGGAAGCGCACUCGCCCACAUCUCAGGUCUCGUGCACUUCCUCAGCCCACCCGGCCAUGAAAGGGACACUCAGUGCCAACGACUGCCCUGCCCCUACUCUUCACCUAUAAAACAGGUGUGCAUUCAGGAGCCCAACUGCAGAGCUACAGCCUUGUCUGUCCGACCCAUUGAAAGCCCCAGCUGACCCAGCUUGAGUACUGACCCGUGAGUACUGACCUGCGAGUACUGACCCAAACAUGAGCACAAACCACCUGUCCAAGUAUGACGAGCUUCGCAAGGGGGACUACCUGUGGUCCAACAACAGGGAGUGGAAGGCUGUGUUCCAGGAUGAUGGGAACUUUGCCAUUUACGGGUGGAGGCAGGUGUGGUCAUCUGACACGGGUGGCACGAGGGACGCUCACCGCCUGUGCAUGCAGGACGACUGCAACCUGGUCCUGUACAAGCGGGACAACAAGGUGCUGUGGCAGACGAAGAGCCAGGCGUCCGGUGCCUUUAAGGUGUGCCGGCUGUACCUGCGCAACGACGGCAACCUGGUGAUUGAGAGAGACGGAGAGGAGGUGUGGAACUCGGCCCAGUCCAAGGGCUACAAGUGAAUCGGCCAAUCAGAGAGGCUGUGAAGAGUCAAAUGACCUCACAGUGACCCCACUACAAAGAGAACAUGAUAAAGAUAAAACAAUAUAAUCAAUAAAGUUGAACUGCAUGCUCCUAA